This is a messenger RNA of Dendrobium catenatum, 1156 nucleotides long. RefSeq names its product receptor-like protein kinase HSL1. The transcript has a single exon. The record is from RefSeq and is a predicted model, not a curated record. Gene Ontology annotation, biological process: carbohydrate metabolic process. Lineage: Eukaryota; Viridiplantae; Streptophyta; Magnoliopsida; Asparagales; Orchidaceae. Bases 28 to 945 code for a protein of 305 amino acids. Gene Ontology annotation, molecular function: beta-glucosidase activity.
ACCACUUCGCUCCGCUUCGGCAAACCCAUGCCUGACCUCACACUUAUGUGCAAUCUGCGCAUGUGUUCUAUUAAAGAGGAAGUUCUGAAAGGGAAGAAGGACGCGUCAAAGGAAAAAUCUAUGGAUGUAUCCUUUGUUCAAAUCGAGCUUUACAACAACUCCCUUGCAGGUCACCUAACUGUUAAACCCUCCAACCUCACAGCUCUUCAUCAAAUUUACGCCCCCAUGAACCAUUUCUCCUUUUCGAUUCCAAAUGAUAUUCUCACCAUCCCAAAUCAUGAAAACCUCCGCCCUUAUCAAAACCAGCUGACCGACUCCAUUACCAGAACUGCCGCCUCAGAGUCAAAACUACUUGAGCUACAUUCGUUGGUGAGCUAUAUAUUAGGCAGUUUUCCAGCUAGACUCGGGGCGCACUUCCAUCUCAUGUCUGUCAAAUUAUUCAAAAAGCAUCUCUUUGUUGAUAUUCCGAGAGGAAUAGAUGUUUGUUGUUUACUGCAGGAGUUGCUUCUUGUAGAAAAAGACUUCACUAUAACUCUGCCAUCGGGCCUUAGCAUAGCUGAAAUAACUACAAAUGAUAUGGAAGCGUGUGGCAAAGCCACUGGAAGUGGUAAUGUUUUUACUAUAGGUGUGAAAAUACCCGGUCUGAAAUUGAUUGCUAAAGAUGAUCCAUCACUAUGCUCCCAAGCUGUUCGAUGUUAUGUCACUAAAGGGUUUUAUACCAAAUUUGUGAUCAACAGGGAUAAAGUCAACAUAACGCAUGGAGACAGAGUGAAGAGCUUGUUGAAAUUUAAUGAACCAAGAGUUGUUGCAGCUCUUGAAUAUGAUAAUGGCAUUUUUGCUCCUGGAAGGUGCACAAGCUGCACUGUUGGCGGGAACUCUACUACAGAACCUUACAUUAUUGCCCACAAUCUGAUCUUACUUCAUACUACUGCAGAGAAAGUAUAGCAUGAUAACUAUCAGGUUAGUCAGAAAGGCAGGAUAUAUAUUAUGCUGGAUUUUGUUUGGUAUGAACCUCUUACAACUUCAACAGUUGAUGAAGCAGAAACUCAAAGGGUGAGGGACCUCCACAUCAGAUGUUUUCUCCACCCUAUAAUGUAUGGUGAGUAUCCAAAAUCAGUGCCAGAAAUUGUCAAGAAAAGGCUUCCAACUUUCACUA